UGCUGUCAAGAUCUUUUCCGACUCUUCCCAGUCUUUCGAUCAUCUUUUCGGUGUCCGGGUCUUGAAAUUUGAUAAUCGAAAUUUUAGUUAUAGCAACAGUUUUAGCCACAGUUUCAGCAUGUCUAGUCUGCAGAAGCCAUCGCAGGGCGGUCCACAGAGAGGCAUGGUCUCCUACGGCAGCGGGCUCGUCUUCGGCGGCCACGUGUAUCCUGUGCUGGUGGACGGGGUGCCCAUGCAGCCGCCCGUGGCGGUGCAGCAGCGCCUGCAGAUGCAGCAGCGACAGAUGCAGCAACAGCAGAUGCAGCAGCAACAGCAGAUCCAGCAGCGACAGAUCCAGUUCCAGCCGCAGUGCCACAAGCCGAUUGUGCCCCAUCCCCAAAGGUCAUGUCCGCGGAGUGGCGCCCCAGCGGGGACGUACAUGGUGAAACUGGGGCAGCAAGGACUGCCUUGUUGUCCUGGUCCUGUCUCAACGCAACAGCUGCAACAGCAGCAACAGCAGCAACAACAGCAGCCGCAGUACCACAACCUCGCCAUGAUGCAACAGCUCCAUGGGCAGCUUCUCCAGCACCGGCAAAUGCAGGCGGCCAUGGGCAAUCCCUUCAGCCACUACGGCCAAUACAACGUACAACUGCAACCGAAUGCGGGCGGCGAUUCAGGCGGCUGGAACGGGUAUGCCAUGAUGCAGCCAUCGGAUGUCUAUAAGCCGUAUUCGUUGAACUGAGUCCUUUCCCCAUGUUACUGUACAAGUAUGAGAAAUGAAGUUAAAUGUAAUGUUUUACCGCUUUUUGGAUUUGCUCCAAUCAAAGUAUGGUAAUGUUUAACCAAAAAAAAUGAUUAAAUUAAAUGUGACGUUUUGGAUUGGCUCUAA
Drosophila rhopaloa is the source of this 868-nucleotide messenger RNA. Its product is annotated as nuclear transcription factor Y subunit beta. NCBI's taxonomy places the organism in Eukaryota, Metazoa, Arthropoda, Insecta, Diptera, Drosophilidae. Bases 119 to 721 code for a protein of 200 amino acids. The record is from RefSeq and is a predicted model, not a curated record. The transcript has a single exon.